AAAUAUAUUUAUUUAUUGAAUGCAUUUGUAAAUUUCUACAAAGAACUUUUUAAGAAAGGAAAAUUUCAAUGGAUAGUAUAACUAGUUUCAAGAAACGGAAAGAAGAGAAAGUCAAAUCGUUGGCUGGGCUCACACAUGAGUGCGGUGUUUUUGGAGCAAUUGGAAAAAAGGUGUUUGAAGGCAAUAAUAAAAGCGAAAUUGCCCAUAUAGUGUAUAUAGGGUUAGAAGCUUUACAGCAUAGAGGUCAAGAAUCUACAGGAUUAGUCACAAGUAUUGGUAAUAAUGAUUUCCAUAUCCACAAAGGCAUGGGGCUUGUGAAGGAUGUUUUUAAGAAAGAUGACUUGAAAAAUUUAGUAGGUCACAUAGGAAUUGGACAUACUAGGUAUUCUACAAGCGGUGCAAGCACUAAUGUACACUCUCAGCCAUUUGUAGUCCAUUCUAUGCAUGGAUCUUUAGCUGUAGCUCAUAAUGGAGAACUGGUAAACUGUGACAGCUUGAGAAAAAUGGUUCUAGAUAGAGGUGUGGGUUUAUCUACUCAUUCAGAUAGUGAAUUGAUUACUCAGGCUCUUUGUCUCAUUCCUCCAGAUGGUGAAGUCAAUGGACCAGACUGGGUGGCAAGAAUAAGGCAUGUCAUGCAUCUAGCUCCUCUCAGUUAUUCUUUAGUUAUCAUGUUGAAAGAUAGGAUCUACGCAGUAAGAGACCCAUAUGGAAAUCGUCCUUUGUGCUUAGGAAAGAUCUUAACUCAAGAAAAUGAACGAAAUAACCAACAUACUACACUCAAUGGUCAUGAUCAGGAAGAUGACUUGGAAGAUUGUGAUGGAUGGGUUGUUUCUUCUGAAUCAUGUGCCUUCUUAAAUCAUAUGAGAUAUUUGAGAGAAGUUCUCCCAGGGGAAAUUGUCGAGAUAACACAAGAAGGUGCCAAAACCAUGGACAUAGUGCCUUUACCAGUGGGAAAACCAUUAGCAUUUUGUAUAUUUGAAUAUGUUUAUUUUGCUAAACCAAACAGUAUUUUUGAGGGACAAGAAGUAUAUGAAGUAAGAAUGGAAUGUGGAAAACAGUUGGCUAUAGAAUCACCUGUUGAAGCAGAUGUUGUUGGUUCUGUUCCGGAAUCUGGAAACGCAGCUGCUCAUGGAUAUUCCCAGAAAACAGGUAUACCGUUCAGAGAACUACUGGCGAAAAACAAUUAUGUAGGUAGAACUUUCAUCCAGCCUUGCAACAGAAUGAGACAAGUUAAAGUAGCUUUGAAGUUCAGUGCAAUAUCAUCAAAUGUCAGAGGAAAAAGAAUAAUUCUCAUAGACGAUUCUAUUGUGAGAGGAAAUACAAUGAGUCCGAUAAUCAAGUUGCUGAGGAGGGCAGGAGCCUUGGAGGUUCACAUACGUGUUGCCAGCCCUCCCAUUAAACAUCCUUGCUAUAUGGGAAUCAACAUUCCAACUAGUGAGGAAUUAAUUGCAAAUAAGUUGAAGUCCGAUGAUAUAGCGAAGAAAGUUGAUGCAGACAGUUUGGAGUACCUUAGUGUUGAAGGCUUAUUGGAAGCAGUUCAAAGGAACAACCCAAAUAAGAAAAAAGGUCAUUGUACAGCCUGCCUUACAGGAAUUUACCCUGGAGGUAUUCCACAAGAUUUGGAAUGGUGAAAUAUUACUGGUUGAUUUUCAAGUCAAAGUUAUAUCAUCUGUGCAAUAAGUAAUGCACAUAUCGUUUCUCAACUCAACUCCUUUCCAGUGAUGCACUUUUCAUAUUGAAUCGGCUGUCGGUAGCAACUGGAAAGAUUUCAAAAACGACUGGGCAGCAGGUGCUACUUAUAUUCAAUUGUUAGUAUUAAGGUUAUCAUAAAAAUAAGUAUUUUUUUAAAUAAGCAUUUUUUAAAUAAAUUUUUAUAUGUUAAAACUGACAAUUAUACAAAUUGUCAUGGAUAUUGAACAAACCAGAUAUUAAAUUAACGCAAAUAUAUUCACUUAAAUUGUUUGGAAGUGUCCUUUUCAGAACUAUCAGUAUUAUAUGAUUCGUCAUUGUUGUAUAUCGGUAAAAUUUAUUAAUUUUUCAAUAAAAAUUUCAACUUCUA
Molecule: messenger RNA, 2059 nt
Organism: Coccinella septempunctata (seven-spotted ladybird)
Lineage: Eukaryota; Metazoa; Arthropoda; Insecta; Coleoptera; Coccinellidae
Product: amidophosphoribosyltransferase-like
Exons: 7
Coding region: 69-1631 (520 amino acids)
Biological process (GO): purine nucleobase biosynthetic process; purine nucleotide biosynthetic process
Molecular function (GO): amidophosphoribosyltransferase activity
Source: RefSeq, a predicted model, not a curated record